Molecule: messenger RNA, 300 nt
Organism: Penicillium crustosum
Lineage: Eukaryota; Fungi; Ascomycota; Eurotiomycetes; Eurotiales; Aspergillaceae
Exons: 2
Coding region: 1-300 (99 amino acids)
Molecular function (GO): hydrolase activity, hydrolyzing N-glycosyl compounds
Source: RefSeq, a predicted model, not a curated record
AUGGCAACUAUCUGGCUUCGGGCGGCUUUCAAGCAAGGCUUCCCGACAAGCCGACCGGCGAACUCACCUUUGAUGGUGCAAAUGGUCCACAAGUAUCCGGAGCAGGUAUCCAUCUACCCCGCAGGGGCACUGAUUGAUAUCGCGCUUGCGAUGCCUAUGGAUCCGCAGUUUGCGUCACUUGCCAAGGAUCUCGUGAUUAUGGGUGGAUAUUUUGAUCUGCAUCUCCGGCUGAAUCAAGUCGGAUGUGAGCCAUUCCGUUGUGGUUUUAUUGCCAAUAUCAAUGCUUCAAUACAUCAAUGA